GCAUUCAGCUGUAGGUUUCAGUAUGGGGAUCGGACCCGUGACCAAGCUUGAAGUAGUGCCCCAAGAAGUAGAGAUUGUACCACUGAGCUAUCCAACAAUCUUGUGUCAGGUGGUUUAAAAUUAAUAUAUGUAUAUAAAUAUAAAUUUUCUACCUUAUAUUAUACAAUGUAAUUUUUUGCCGAGGGGGUUCGAACCCCCUCGCCACUACGUAGGUCCGCUCCUGCCGGGGUCUAUCGAAAACAAUCUCUCUACUUCAUCUGAGGUAGUGGUAUGAACUGCAUACGCUUUAUCCUCUCAGACCCCACUUUGUGGGGAUACACGAAAUAUGUUGUUGUUGUUUUUGUUGAUUCAUUACCAAAGAUGAAAAACAAAAAAAUAAGUGUUUGUAAUUUAUUCGUGUACAGAUUCUUAUACAUCGUCAAGAACUCUUUUACCGUCAUAAAUUUGUGGUGUCAAUUUGUUUUCCAUAAUAACACUUUUUGCUAUCCUUAUGCCGAGGAUUUUUCGGAAACAGUCUCUUUACCUCAAUGAUAAGAUUUGCGUACACUUUAUCCUUUCGAAACCUCAUUUAUGAGAUUUUACUGUUGACGUCGUUGUUGAAUUUGUUUUGCGACUGUCUGUCUAUACGUCUUCUUCAAAUGUCACAUCUAAAAUGACCAUGUAGAUAACUUUUAAGUAAUUAUCCCAAGUAUUUGAAAUGUCAAAUCAACAUUGGAGUGGUAAUAUGUUUCUAAUAAUUAUUCCUCAAGUUACUAUAUACUAAUAAGACUUAUUUUGACCCUUCUAUGGAGAGUGAUUUUGGUGACUAUUCCGAAAUUAGGAAUGUUCAAUUAAUUAGGCAGCAAUUUUGUUUCUCAAGCUGUGGUAAAAAGAUAAAUAUUGACCACAUUUUACUCAUUUCAGCUUGAUAAUAAUCUUCUAUGAAAAUCCAUUAACAUAUAUUAUUCUAAGGUGAUAAAUAUAUAAACUUGUCGUGAUUAACUAAUACUCCACUAAAUUAAUACUAUCUAUGUUGCCAAUCAUGACCUCUAACUCCAUGUUAGUUAAAUAAUUAAAAUGACAUUGAUCAUUAUUUCUAGCCUAAUUAAUCUCUUGUUACCUAAUUAAACUGAUACUAAUACAAGGAAGCAAGCAAGAAACUCCCUGUGCCUCCAUUACUUUUCCUAGAUAUUAUAGUUUAUUCUAUUCAAAACUCAUAAACAAAACGUGAUAGAAUUAAUAUACAUCUAUAAAUAUGUAUGUGCAUGCAUGAAUAAUGUAAUUACAAGUUAACAAACAUGGCAUUAGAUCCAAUUGUUUCUUCAAACUCAAGUGCUAGGAGAUGGACAGAUCGUAUAAGCAAUGCACUUCAAAAAGAAGUUGCUAUUGACUUUAAUCUUCUUCCUCCUAUAUGUGUCCUCCAGGUUCCUAAAACACUAAGUCACAAAAAACCAGAAGCUUAUACUCCUCAGCUCAUUGGUAUGGGACCUUAUCACCAUUUAAGGCCUGAUUUAUAUCAAAUGGAAAGGUUCAUGGACUUAGAUGAGGAGACUUUAGCUUGGAUAGUAGCUAUUGAUGGUCUAUUCUUGGUUAACAUUCUCUGUUCAGCGUAUGGGAAUAACGUGCAUGAUGAACAUGAAAAUAAUAUUGAUGAUACUAUUUUCACACGAGACUUUAUGAUGCUUGAAAACCAAAUCCCCUUUGUGGUCAUGAAGCAAAUCAGAAAGUUUCUCCGUCUCUCUUCCCCUCAGGAUAGGGAAGACACCGAGUUGAUUUCCAUGUUUAGGCGCUUCUGUGAGAUGCAUUCUCCACUUCCUUUGCCUGCAAAGAGUGAGUACCAUAGAAAUAAUGGAAAAGAAACUCGGCCUCUUCAUUUGCUCGAUCUUAUGUAUCAUUUGAUCCUUGAUGAUCGUGUUGAUUUUGCUUCGGUUCCUAUUCAGAUGUCAUCCAUUGUUUUCAAACAUGAUGAUAAAGAUGAAGAAGAUGUUCAAGAUGAAGAUACACAUGAAAAAAUUAUUCACAACUUUGAAACAAUCUUGGAGGUGUUGGAGCCUAUAGGACCAAGAAAUGUGCAGAAACUUGUAAAGCCCAUUAACCAGGUUGUGGAAAAAGUGCCAUGGUCAACGAUUUCUGGACUAUUUAGGGAAGGUGUAGAAAUACAUGGAGACGGAGAAAGCAAGAAUAUCAGUACUAUCCCUUCAGCAUCCCGAUUAUGGUGUUAUGCCGGGGUCAGAUGCAUCCCCAUCCCUGAGGGUAUCAGUAGGAUCAAAUUUGAACAAGCUUCUCAAACGUUAUACCUUCCUGUGAUCACCAUGAACACCGGCGCAGAAGUGUUACUUAGAAACUUGAUGGUCUAUGAAGCUGCCAUGUCGAAAUCCAAGUUCGAAUUUGCCAGAUACAUCAAUCUAAUGAGUGGGGUUGCAGAUGCUAUUAAGGAUGUGAAGUUGCUAAGGAAAGCCGGUGUUAUCAAAGGGGAUUUGACUGAUAAUGAAAUUGCCACUUUGUUCAGUACCAUGCAAAGGUCAUUUGUAAGGUCUAAUGGAAGUUCUAACGUGGCGAUCGCCAUGGAGGAAGUCAACAAGUACUACGACCAGAGGCUAAUCGUUAGGGCUCGUAGAAGAUUGAAGAAAAACAUCUAUGUUUCUUGGAAGUUUUUGCCUGUUGCUAUGUCAAUAUCCUUUGUCUUGCUUCUACUGUUCCAGACAUUUUGCUCUGUGUAUCGCUGCCACAAUAUUUGGGGCAAUUUUAGAGUCUAGAAUGUUGUCAAUAAUCCCAAUAUUAGUAUGUAAAUUCUAUUGUAUAUUUCUGUCACUGUAAAUUUAUGUUGCAAACAUCCACAUUUUAGAUACAUAUCAAUGAUUGAAUUCAAUAUACAUAUGUCCAAACCAGAAGGCAUUUUUACUGCACAACAGUGCAACUGUUUCCAAGCUCAGUUAGAGCAAAAUCAGCAAAGAUACCCAUCAAACUUGACAGCACAAACAUAUCCAAUGCGAUGCUACUUU
Capsicum annuum is the source of this 2981-nucleotide messenger RNA. Its product is annotated as putative UPF0481 protein At3g02645. NCBI's taxonomy places the organism in Eukaryota, Viridiplantae, Streptophyta, Magnoliopsida, Solanales, Solanaceae. The transcript has 2 exons. The coding region runs from base 1278 to 2735 and encodes 485 amino acids. The record is from RefSeq and is a predicted model, not a curated record.